Molecule: messenger RNA, 1836 nt
Organism: Sciurus carolinensis (gray squirrel)
Lineage: Eukaryota; Metazoa; Chordata; Mammalia; Rodentia; Sciuridae
Gene: Noazfp
Product: zinc finger protein 330
Exons: 10
Coding region: 180-1142 (320 amino acids)
Cellular component (GO): nucleus
Molecular function (GO): zinc ion binding
Source: RefSeq, a predicted model, not a curated record
UCCGGUCUUCCCCCUAGUGUCCUAAGCCGGCUGUCUCCGCCUUCCAGGGUCUCCGUGCCCUUUUCCCCCGAGUCCUGGUCCACGAGUUGGAUUUGCUGCUGCCGCGAGCCAGCCUCCCGCCGUUCCCCGUCCCUCGGCCCUCGGAGAGCACCGGCCUCCCCGCGAGGAAAGAGAAGAAGAUGCCUAAAAAAAAGACUGGUGCAAGGAAGAAGGCUGAAAACCGCCGAGAACGUGAAAAACAACUAAGAGCAUCAAGAGGCACUGUAGAUUUAGCUAAACACCCAUGUAAUGCUUCAAUGGAUUGUGACAAGUGUCAGAGGCGGCAGAAGAAUAGAGCCUUUUGCUAUUUUUGUAAUUCUGUACAGAAGUUACCGAUAUGUGCACAGUGUGGAAAAACAAAAUGCAUGAUGAAGUCUUCAGACUGUGUCAUAAAGCAUGCUGGCGUAUACAGUACUGGCCUUGCCAUGGUGGGUGCGAUAUGUGACUUCUGUGAAGCUUGGGUUUGCCAUGGUAGGAAGUGUCUCAGUACCCAUGCCUGCGCCUGCCCUCUGACUGAUGCCGAGUGUGUUGAAUGUGAACGAGGUGUAUGGGACCAUGGAGGCAGGAUAUUUAGUUGUUCUUUUUGCCAUAACUUUCUGUGUGAAGAUGAUCAAUUUGAGCAUCAGGCCAGCUGCCAGGUUUUAGAGGCGGAAACAUUUAAAUGUGUCUCAUGCAAUCGUCUUGGUCAGCAUUCAUGUCUCCGUUGUAAGGCUUGUUUCUGUGAUGAACAUACAAGGAGUAAGGUGUUUAAGCAGGAAAAAGGAAAACAGCCUCCUUGCCCUAAAUGCGGACAUGAAACUCAGGAAACAAAGGAUCUUAGCAUGUCAACACGUUCACUCAAAUUUGGCCGGCAGACUGGAGUUGAAGAGGGGGAUGGAGCUUCUGGUUAUGAUGCCUAUUGGAAGAACCUUUCAUCUGACAAGUACAGCGAUGCAGGCUACCGUGAUGAGGAUGAUGAUGAGUAUGAAGCAGAGGAUGAUGACGAGGAAGACGACGAAGGUGGAAAGGAUUCAGAUGCUGAAUCAUCUGAUUUGUUUUCUAAUUUGAAUUUAGGAAGGACCUAUGCCAGUGGCUAUGCUCACUAUGAGGAGCAAGAGAACUAGGGGAGCUGCUUGCCCAUUGGUGGGUGUGUAUGACACGAGCCAGGGGCACGAGUCGUGGGCAGUCAUGUGGGUGUUCAGAAGCACCGGCACUUGACCUUGUUCCAUUACCAGUCCACAAGGCUAAGGAGUAGGGCACAGCGUUUUUAUAGGAACUGAUAAUCAGGCUUUUAGUAUGAGAGAAAUGAGUUUCAAAUGUAAGACAUUUAUUGAUCCAGGCAAAUGAAGUAUCAUGGAUUAGAUUGUUACUGAUUUCAGUAAUUUCAUAGUUUCUGCCAAUCACAUACAUAUAUAGGACAAAGGAAUAAAAUGGUAAUAUAUUUAUUUGAAAUUAAAUUACUGUUUUUAUUAAAGGAGCAUUGCUUAUAAAUUCACUGUGUCUGGUUUUAUAAAAUGGAAUGGGUAAAAUGGAUGACUUAUUUUUUCCUUUUAUGUCUUUCCACAGAAUGAAAGUCAUGUUAUAUUCUAAAUUUUCUUUAAAGGCUUAUGUUAUUGUAAGUAGUCAUGCAUGUUUCAGCAAUUGGCCCAUUUAUCUCUCUUCACAAUAUAUAUUGUGAACAAUUCCUGUUUUAAUACCUAAAUGUAUUGACAAAGGUGACUGCCUAGCCAUUUUUCAGAAAUAUAAUUCCAGAAGUAGAAUUACACAUGCUUUACCCAGGAAAUUUCAUUUUUGGAAUAAAUCUAAUAUUUCACUUUA